This is a messenger RNA of Caenorhabditis sp. 36 PRJEB53466, 1541 nucleotides long. NCBI's taxonomy places the organism in Eukaryota, Metazoa, Nematoda, Chromadorea, Rhabditida, Rhabditidae. The record is from the annotation of a GenBank genome assembly.
AUGCUCGCAGCGAAUGGGCGUGGCCGGCAGCGCCGCCGCCGCCUCCGAACCGAGGAUAACAAGGACAACGACGACAGCGAGAGGAGCGGGUGCAGCGGACAACGAGAGCAGCACGAGCCGCAACUCGACGAGUCGCCAGUACCGACAUCGAACGACGAAGCAGCGCCGCCGCCACAGCCGACGGCCAUGACGAACGAGCGACGAGCCCCACGAUCACGACGAUCACGACGAACCAAACCAACAUUUCUAUUAUCACUAUCAUCAUUACCAUUAUCAUUAUCCUGGCGGCAUAUGUACUAUGCGGUUUUCACGAUAUGCUGGAUGGCAAACGGUGCGUCGGCGGCGCCCACAGACCGGCACGAACGACAGCCGACACUGGAGAUCCUCGACGGAUACGUCAACUAUUCCAUAGGUACGUUGCUAACCGGACCCUCCCUCUGCAUCCAUCGGUUCAUGCUCUCAGGAAACGGAAGUUCGACCAAUCCGAAUUUCCAUGACAUCUCGAAGAACGCGUUCCUUUCCCUGCAAGGAACUCCCGUAGAGGCCAGAUUCCGACUCGGAACCGCCUAUCAACUUGAGAGCAGCGAGAAGGAGCACUCGAUUCAUGUGAACCACGUCGAGCAUCAGGCUCAUGUUGAUCAUUUGACCCGGCAUCAUCGGAAAAAGAAUCGGAAGCCGGUGGGCAAGUUGAAGAAAAUAGAGACAGGUUGGUUUCUGCGAAGGGCGGGCGGGCGGGCUAGUGAGUUGUGUUUCGUGUUCUCGAGUUACCUGAUAUCAUCGUGGCGCACCAUGUCUUGUGCUCCGCGGCGAGCUGGCUCAUCCCGCUCACUCACUCACACCCACGCCACAAACCGGCAAUCACGGUCAUAAAUACGAAAUGAUCGUUUUGUCGCCAAAAGUGCACUGUGUGGAGGGGGAGUGAAGGUGUUUGAAUUCAAAUUCAAAUUCAAAUUCGAAUUCAUGCAGAUGUUCACGGAGAAACAGUACUGGACGGCCGCAAGCAUGCUCUUCUUCAACUCGCCGAUCCAGACGCCCUCAAUAUGAAUCAACGAUGCGACGGACAAAAGUUCAAACAGAGGAUCCGGGUGGACGGAUGUUUGACGAAAGUGGUCGUGAACCGGUGAGUCGAUUAUCCUCUCCUUUUCGUAUUCUUUGAUCUACAAAAAUAGUUAUCAUUUUGCUCCGAGAAAAGAGGAUCGUGUAAUAAUUUUAGAGUUAGGGUCUAAGUUCAUGUGCAAACAUUUCCUCCCCUAAAGACGCUGCGAAUCUCUUUCCAGACUUUGUCAUGGAACUUGUGCGAGCAUUUUCAUUCCGAGAAUGCACUCGAAAAAGCUGAAAGCGGCGUUCCGAAGUUGUGCGGCGUGCGCUCCGGCCGAGUACGACUUUGUGGAUAUCACCCUCGACUGCCCGGGCAGAAACCCGCCCACCGCCACAAAGACUAUUGUGAAGGCAAGUUUCGGUGUUUUUUAACUUUCACUGACUCGAUUCGUUUUCAGGUGAAGAGUUGCAAGUGCAGAGAAGUGAGGAUAUCCCCGCUCUGA